AGAUUUUUUUAUUCACUUUUAUUUAUUGUCGCUCCACUCUACAAUGCGCGCCGCGUUCUUGCACAGACGUAACGAUCUGCUUCAGCUGCGAUGCACGUGGAUAUCUUUGAGCAAAGUCCGAAAGCAGUAUGCUCCUUGGCCAAGGAGUUCCAAAUGGCGUCGAUGGACUGUAAUAAUAAAUCCAAAAAUAAUAAAGAUCCGUCUCAACAAAUUCACGAGGAACAUGUGGAGGUACCAUCUAUAUUAACGAGUCUAACAACAACUUUUCAAAGCACCGAUCAAGUAGGGGAAAUUACAGAAGAUUAUGAAAACUUCAUUAGCACGUCAGCUGUACUUCAUUAUUGUAAACAUAAAAUACUGAGGCCUUAUCUGAGGCUGCUGGGAGUGAUGGGACUGAGACCAACUAGCAGCGACGAUUCCGAACAUUUUCUACGAUGUUCCAUUUUAGCAAAUUUUCACACUGUGCAAGUUACUGUAUUUAUGUGUAUCGGAUAUAUUUUACAAUAUAUGGCUUGCUUCAGGAGAGAUCGGGGAUUCUGUUACAAAGUAUUAUUCCUGGAGCAAAAUGCGCUGGGCGAGGAACGGCAAGAACCGUCCUGCUACGGAAACGUGAUAUUCAGCUACUUAAUCCCGAGCGUGUUACAUUUGGUAGCCUACUUGUACACGAUCUAUCUGUUUCGCGUCAAGGAAAACGAGCAGCUGCAGAAUCUGAUGGAGAGAGCGUUUCUGCUCUCCUCAAAUCCGAUAAAUCGCGGCAAUCAGAAGCGCCUCGUGCACAUACUGUGGCUGUUCAUAGCGUUGAGCAUCGUGUGGAUGAUUAUGGCACUGAUUACAGUGAACAUCCAAAUGGCGGAGAGAAAUAUUGUAUUUCAAUGGAUGGAAAGCAGUCCGUACCAGGUGAAGAUAACAUUGAAGGUGUUUCUAAUCGUUUGCACCUUGUGGCAUGACAUGGUUCAGGGAACCAUUAUAACAAGCUACUGUCUCCAAGGGCAGCUAUUGAUGUCGCACCUUUACUUUCUACGCGGCAAAUUACUCCAACAUGUUCUGUUGCCCAUCGACUGGAUGAGGGACAUCGAUGAGUUCAAGAAGCUGCUGAAGUACUUCAACGACGAAUUAGGACCGGCCGUCUGCAUCUACACUAUAGUCAAUUUGUCCUGGGCGACUGCGGGUAUCGUGUGGUUGUUUCAAUACUAUGUCACCGGCAAGGAUGACAACCCUGUUACGUAUGUUAACGUAAUGAACGUUGUAUUAUGGAUUUUGAUCUCGAUGGCUCCGUUUAUACAGGCUGCUCGUUUAACGAACGCCUGCUCCAUGAUUCGAGCAGUGGGACACGAAAUUCGUAUACGGCCGUUCGUGUAUCAAACCACCCCGGGCGAGGAUCUCGAUAGCAUACUGUUGUACACGUCUUCGUUAAAGAUGUGCGCCAGGCUGUUCAGGAUACCUAUCAAGGGUAGAUAUUUAUGCCUCUUGCUAACUAUCGGUAGUAUUUCUAUUCUCACUUUAGGGCAGUGCCGGUUUUCCUCGUAAUCGUAGCACUUUAGUCGAGGCUGUGCCGCGUCGAUAAUUUUCUUUUUCUUACGUAUACGAUCGUACAGCGUGUACAUAUGAUCUAUAGCUACAUUAAGUUAUUUAAGCUCGACAGCUUUCUUUUUACGUUUAUGGUGUAGACAAUGUAUAGAUAAUUGUAGCGUAUAAAAAAAUGCGCGACACGUCAAAAGGUUCAAGCAAGAACUCCAUUAAUAAAUACUCUUACGCAGCUACGUGCGUUUCUAUUUAUAUCUCUAUAAUGACGUUUCAUAUGUAACGUUUUUAAUCAAAAACGACAGUCGAGAAUGAUAGAUGAAUGAUAUUGAAAAAGGUAUUUUAUUCGCUCCUUAUAUUAUUAUCCAAUACAUUGCACUCUCCAGCGAUGGCAAUAAUAUUUGCAACGUCCUGCAACUGUAAUUCGUAUUGUUAACUUACUUGCAAACUAUGUAAACCUACAAGUGUUCAAUAAAUAUUCUUACGGAAAUUCUAUGUUCAUUGCGUUUAGAAGCUGCAGGUGUAAAUAAAAAUCACUGUUAAUGCAGUACUGUUAUAAUUACAUCCUUUGCAAUAGAGAAAUAAAUAUGUAUAAGGUAUUUACUUUAAUGAUCGAAGAAGCCUACUCACUAUUAUCGAUAUUGUCGAGUAAUUUGUUACGAUCUGCCUGUUUUGUCAAAUUGACUCGGAUUUGGACUAAAUCCGUUACGAAACGACUUCGGUGACGUACAAGUUUGAAAGUUUUGUAAAUUCAUUGAAUAAAAAUGGUUAGCGCUUUAUCAAAUUAAUAUAUUUUACAUAUAGUCUUAUAUAAUUAUACCAUAUACAUGAGUUUCAGAAAACUUCGCAAAAAUUCUUGGCGACGUCUCAGGAUAUUAAAUCUCGAUACUUAAAACUCGAGAUACGGGAAACGAUCAUAGAAAUUGUAAAUGAGAUAACGAUUGAUUUCAGCAUACAGAUUAUCAAGAUUAUUGGACGAGACAACGAUAUCAAAGACAUAUUAAUAACAGGGAGGCUCUUGUAAAUAAAUAAUUAUGAAUAGAGGUCUUCUUUUGUCAGAUAAUUUUGCGUCCUUAUUAAUAAACCGUAGUCCGUGAUAUCAAUAAAUUCGAAAGAUAUCGGGAAAUAUGUGUACUUAAUAAAUAUUAUUGUUUUAAUAAGAGAGUUCGUUAUUCUAAUAUACAUCAAUAAUUUUAGCAUUUACAGGAAUUACUUAAUUUUGACUAAAUAGCGCAUGAUAUUGACACUUUAUGGUACUACCUUUAGAGUAUUAAACGUUGUAGUAGCACCUGCAUAGUGUUUCACCUCACCAGUGAGUCUACUUGAUGAUAUAUUCGUGUUACUUUUUAAUGUUCCUUGCAUCGAUAAUAUACAUACCUAAAUUUUGCAAAACGUGCCUUUACAAUGAGAUUUACGAUGGACGAAAUAAGGGGUAACACGGUAAGUUAAAAAUAUCAACAGAAUUUGCUUCGAAAAUUGUAAAUUCCAAGCUCACAGUUGCGCUUACUCAACGUUAACUCAAUGAUGUGGAAUGUGAAUGUUAUACAUAGCUCUUGAUCAAUUUAUUUAGAUAACAUUUAGAUAACAACGUAAAAGGUAUGUGAGAACGUUCAGUUUGCAACGACACAAACGAAAAGUUUACCGUUUACAAUCGUUGGAA
This is a messenger RNA of Vollenhovia emeryi, 3181 nucleotides long. RefSeq lists its product as uncharacterized. Lineage: Eukaryota; Metazoa; Arthropoda; Insecta; Hymenoptera; Formicidae. Bases 91 to 1527 code for a protein of 478 amino acids. The transcript has 8 exons. The record is from RefSeq and is a predicted model, not a curated record.